AUGCUUUGCAGCACCGAAAGGCAAAAUUCUUAUCAAAACAUUGAUCUUACUGAUAAUGAAAAUUUACAAUUUUUAGACGUAUACCCAACUGACAAGUCUACGAAUCUUGUCGAACAUAAUCUUCAAUAUACCAAGGCCGUAAUUUCAAAACCUGCACCAAUUUUCGAAGGCACCGCAGUCGUUAAUGGAGAAUUUAAGACAAUUUCGCUUCGUGAUUAUAUUGGCAAAUAUGUCGUAUUCUUUUUUUAUCCUCUCGAUUUUACAUUCGUUUGUCCAACUGAGAUUCUUGCAUUCUCUGAUAGAAUUGAAGAGUUCAGAAAUAUUAACACAGAAGUUAUUGCUGCCUCUGUAGAUUCUCAUUUCACUCAUUUAUCGUGGAUUAAAACUGAUAGAAAGGCUGGUGGACUCGGAAAUAUUAAUAUUCCUCUUCUAAGUGAUCUUAAUCAUAAGAUUUCAAAGGAUUAUGGAGUUUAUUUGGAAGAUUUGGGACAUACAUUGCGAGGACUUUUCAUCAUUGAUGGAAAAGGUGUUUUGAGACAAAUUACAAUGAAUGACUUACCAGUUGGACGAUCCGUUGAUGAAACAUUAAGAUUGGUGCAAGCUUUCCAAUAUACUGACACACACGGAGAAGUUUGUCCAGCUGGAUGGAAGAGUGGAUCUCCAACAAUCAUCCCAAAUCCAGAAGAUGCUAUCAAAUAUUUCAGCAAAAAUAAUUAA
Molecule: messenger RNA, 717 nt
Organism: Clunio marinus
Lineage: Eukaryota; Metazoa; Arthropoda; Insecta; Diptera; Chironomidae
Source: the annotation of a GenBank genome assembly